Apiotrichum porosum is the source of this 999-nucleotide messenger RNA. RefSeq lists its product as uncharacterized. Lineage: Eukaryota; Fungi; Basidiomycota; Tremellomycetes; Trichosporonales; Trichosporonaceae. Bases 1 to 999 code for a protein of 332 amino acids. The transcript is spliced from 3 exons. The record is from RefSeq and is a predicted model, not a curated record.
AUGUACACCAACAGCGAUACAUCGCACAUUGAAGAGGAUGAGCUCGACACGGGCGUCACUCCCACGACAAUCGACAUCGAGCACAAGGAUCUCCCGACCGCACCACCACCACCACCACAGCGACUCCCUCUCCCACCCGCAGCGCCCACUGCGUCCGCGGCAGCACCGGACCCGCCCACCCCGGUGCUGACUCCAGCGCCGGACGGCCUGCCCCCCGCCAACCCGAACCCGUACGUCGACCCGAUGCAGCAGCUCAACCGCCGGCUCGAGUCGCUCGUCAACGAGUUCAGCACGCGCAUCGAAGACAUUGCCAUCGACUUUGGCGCCCAGGUCCACUCGCACGCUACCACGGCGCAGAACGAGGUCGACGCGCGCACCGCCCAGGUCGCCGAGAUCAUCCAGCGCCAGACGGCCAACCUCGCGGUCGAGGCGGAGAAGCGCACCGCGCUGCUGGGACAGCAGAUUGAGGACCGGUCGACGGAAUGGGGAUCGCGCGUCGAGCGCAUGGCCGACGACGCCCGGCCCCGCGCCGAGCGCAUCACGGCGGGAUGGGGCGCGCGCAUCACGGCCCUCGCGUCCCAGUGGGGCUCGACGAUCGAAAAGGUCGCUUCGGGUCUGGGGCAGGAGGUCGAGCGGCGCGGAACGCAGUUCGGUCAAGGUGUGGAGGGCUUUGGCGUCGAGCUGGGCCGCACGUUGAGCGGGGAGCGCGGGUUCCAGCAGGCUCAGGCUCAGGCCCAAGCUCAGGCUGAGGCUCAGGCUGGUUCGGCCCACGCUGGUUCAGCCCACGCCGCGGACGCUUCCUCGCAAGGUGCACAAGUCCCGGAGCCUGCUGGACCACCCGCGUACGACGUGGCCCACGACGAAAAGACUGCCGCGGGCGCCGACGAGCACACGGACGAUGACAUUGCUGUCGAUUCCGAGUAUGCCACACCCGAGCCUGAGAACCAGCCGAACCAGCCAUUGCUCAAGGGCGAGACGGGCGUCAACGAGAAACUCUGA